This is a messenger RNA of Achroia grisella, 3068 nucleotides long. RefSeq names its product WD repeat and HMG-box DNA-binding protein 1 (gene Ctf4). The record is from RefSeq and is a predicted model, not a curated record. The coding region runs from base 156 to 2984 and encodes 942 amino acids. The transcript is spliced from 16 exons. Gene Ontology annotation, molecular function: chromatin binding; protein binding. Gene Ontology annotation, cellular component: nuclear replication fork. Gene Ontology annotation, biological process: DNA repair; mitotic cell cycle; DNA-templated DNA replication. Lineage: Eukaryota; Metazoa; Arthropoda; Insecta; Lepidoptera; Pyralidae.
GUUCUUCGUGUUAAAAUGUUCUAUUACUUUAUGUUAUUUAUAUAGUUUUAUUUCGUGAUUGCUCUCAUUUGGAUAAUGUUAAACGUGAAUUGUGUCUGAUGUGUUACUAUUUGGUUUGUUAAUUUAUUAUAUCCGUGAAAGUUAAUUGUAAAAAAAUGAAAAUUGAUAGCAAACCGUUAAGAUAUGCUCACGCUGAAGGACACACUGAUGUUUGUUAUACGGAAGAUGGAAAGAACAUAAUCACAUGUGGACAUGAUGGUGAUGUAAGAAUUUGGUUGGAUAUUGAAGAUGAUGACCCCAUAUCCCAUUGUGUAGGGGAGAGUGCACUUGCCAUAUGUUUUAAGGAGAAGAGACUAUAUGUAGCCACAGACAAUCAUGCAGUUCAAGCUUACACUUUUCCAGCAUUUGAUAAAGAUGGCAUUGUCACUAGAUUUACUGCACCAGUCACACAAAUUAAGUCUGCAAGUAAAAUGGAGGCAUUGGGAUGCUCAUCUGAAAAUAUGGAGGCAAAAAUUUGUAGUUUAGAAGGUGGAGCACCACUGUUUAUUAUGUCACAACACAAGGGUCCUGUAUUAAGUAUUGCCAUAUGUCCACAUAUGAAAUACGCAAGCUCUGCAAGUGGGGAUGGUGUUAUGAGGAUCUGGGACAUAGACACUCAAAAUAUAGUAAAGGAGGUCUCCUGUGUCACUAAAAUUAACACAUUUUAUGUUGCCAAAGCACUAUGUCGAAUGGAUUUUGAACCAUUGGAGGGAAAAUAUCUGGCUUAUCCAAAUAACAGGGAAAUAGUUCUUUUAGAUUGUGAAAGCUGGAGCCAAAGGAUGACCUUUACGCAUGGUUUGAUAAAAUGUGCUAUUUCGCAAUGCCUGUUCUCACCCUGUGGACAAUACCUAGCUGGAAGCACAGUAGCUGGGCAAAUCGCAAUUUGGGAGGUGCAAACAGGCACAUGCCUUGAUGUUGUAGAACAUCCUACAUCUCAUAAUGUUUCAGCUAUGGCAUGGAAUCCUAAAGGCAAUGGUGUGUUAGCGUAUUGUGAUGUUGCGGGUCAACUCGGUACGCUUAUUAAUUGUUAUGGCAAGGAUAGCCGUCAAAUAGGUGAUAAUGUUGAUGUUAUGGAUGAUAUUGAGAUGGUCGAGAGGGAUGACGACAAUGACGAUAUAGUGGACAACUUAAUUGGUAACGACAGUGAUGACGACAAUGCUAUUUCGUUGGAGAAAAUAAAGAAUGAAACCCUGGGAUUGCCGAUUGAGCACGAUGACUCCCGGCCUCCGUCGCGAGUAGCGCCACCAUCUACUGUACCUCCUCAAGGUCCUUUUCAACCUUCGUCUACACCUACUCAUUUAGAGCACAGAUACAUGUGUUGGAAUGAUAUAGGUAUAGUUCGAUGUCAUACGUCAGAAAAUGGAGAGUCAAGUAUAGAUGUGGAGUUCCAUGAUACAAAUAUUCACCAUGGUAUACAUCUAAACAACUAUUUGAAUCAUACAAUGGCUAGUUUGUCGUCAACAGUUCUGGCUUUGGCCUGUGAAACUCCAAGCAAAUUAGUGUGCAUUUCGCUGGUGGGUAGUAGCAAGGAGUGGAGUGUUUCCUUGCCUGACACAGAAGAAGUUUUAUGCGUGACGGCCGCCAGUGGAAUCGUCGCCUGCGCCACGAACUCCCGUCUCUUAAGGCUGUUUACACCUAUGGGCACUCAACGACAGGUAAUAUCGUUACCAGGCCCAGUAGUGUGUUUGGCUGCGUAUAAUACGACCGUGAUGGCUGUUUAUCAUAAAACAGAUCCUGGAAUUUCAGAUCAACAUCUAGCGAUGGAUAUUAUAGCUACAAACGGUCGCCAAGUUCGUAGUAAAACAGUUCCUCUACCGCUGACUCCGAGUUCUAAAUUGUCAUGGGUCGGGGCCACCGACGUGGGCUCCCCGUGUGCAUAUGAUAACACCGGGGUUCUGCGACUGUACGACGUCGCUAGCGGCGUGUGGAUGCCUAUAUGCGAUACUAACAACCAUUCAAGAGGAGCAUCUGACACUUGGUUUGUUGUAUCUGUAAGCGAACUAGUUCAGACUGUACGCGCCAUAUUGUGCAGAGGAACUUCUUUCCCCGUUACAGCUCCUAAGCCGAUAAUUAACGAGCUUCCCAUACAGAUUCCAUUAUGUGAAUUGGAUUCUGAAAAAUCUCAAUACGAGGAGCAGUUGGUGCGAUGGGCGCAUACAACAUCUGAUGUUGACGUGAAAAAUGCCCGUGAAACUGCACUCAAGUUAUUCGCACUCGCCUGUCGUAGCGAAAUAGAACAGCGUGCUAUAGAACUAAUGGAAUUAUUGAAAGACGACCGAUUAUUGAUAUUAGCUGCAAAGUAUGCGUCACGUUCAGGGCGUAUUCAUUUAGCUGAUAAGCUGUCCAAUUUGGCGGACAUCUGGGAGAAGGAGGCCGACAAAAUGAACGUUGCACAAAAUACACAUUUCCAAGAAUUGGACACUCAAGAGACGUAUGAUGUUACCAGCACGGAACAGGACUUGAAUACGAGUUUAAUAAUUCCACAAAAAACGAAAGAGAAGAAAAUUGAGAAUAUUACACCAAUUAAACCAGUGCCCAUUAAAUCGUCACCCGGUGGUGUGAGGAAUCCAUUUAGAAAGCAGCAAGAAGCAAUAAAGGUGCAGAGUCCUUUGAGUUUGACAGAGAGGACCUUGGUAGAAGUACAUUCAACAGAUGUACCUGCAGAAAAUACGUUACCAUUGAAACCACUUGAAGGCGAAACAUUUGUCGAUUGGUUUUCGCGUAAUAAACAAACGUUGGAACAGCAACAACCUGAGCUGACACCCUCGGAGCUCACUCGUCACGGUGUCAGAAUGUUCAAGAGUAUUCAAACAAAAGCCAAUAAUAACGAAACCAACGGACAAAAACGAAAGAUUGAUGAUCUUACAGAGACUUCAGAUCCUCCUGUGACGAGUGCCUCGAAACAAUCUAAAUUAAGCGCCUUUGCAUUUCAAAAGAAAACAUAGUAUUAAGUUAUAAGUUUUACUUUUUGACUGAUGACAUACUAUUUUUCGAUAUUAGUUUCUUAAUGUAAAUAUUAGGUUUAUGGA